Messenger RNA from Gasterosteus aculeatus aculeatus (three-spined stickleback), 4930 nucleotides. Its product is annotated as kinesin-like protein KIF27. Gene Ontology annotation, biological process: spindle elongation; microtubule-based movement; mitotic spindle organization. The record is from RefSeq and is a predicted model, not a curated record. Gene Ontology annotation, molecular function: ATP binding; microtubule motor activity; microtubule binding. NCBI's taxonomy places the organism in Eukaryota, Metazoa, Chordata, Actinopteri, Perciformes, Gasterosteidae. Gene Ontology annotation, cellular component: microtubule associated complex.
CACUCGGGCCGCCCUCAAAGAAGACUCUUGAGCGCGCUCUCCUCGACUGCAGCGGCACCGCGGAGGCGGUUUCCCGGGCAACCGAGAAACGACAACAAACGGGGCAUGGGCACAAAGUUAACAAACGCCGUAAGAACGCCCGACACGGUAAAGUGACACGUUACCGCCGCUCGCCGUCGACACACCACGGUGGCGUAAUUCUUAAACUCCCGGCCGUCAUGAGCGAGGUGUGUGUCCGGGUGGCGCUGCGCAUCCGUCCCCUCCUUCCCAAAGAGGUCCUACACAACCACCAGGUGUGCGUGCGGGCCGUGCCGGGCUCCGCACAGGUGCUGCUCGGCUCCGACCGGCUCUUCUCCUUCGACCACGCGUUCGGACCGACGGCCGACCAGGACGAGGUGUACGCGUGCUGCGUGCAGCCGCUGGUGGAGUCCCUGGUGGAGGGCUACAACGCCACCGUCUUCUGCUAUGGACAGACGGGCUCGGGGAAGACGUACACACUCGGAGGGGGAAACCUGGAAGAGGGAGGAAUAAUCGACUGUGUGGCCGAGGAUCUGUUCUUGCUGCUGGGGGAGAAGAGGGAGAACGGCGAUGACGUGGAAGCCACCGUGCGGGUGUCUUACAUGGAGCUGUACAUGGAGGAACUAAGAGACCUGCUGGAGCUACACACCAUUCACAAAGAGCUUCUCAUCAGAGAUGAUGAGAAGGGAAACACAGUGGUGGUGGGAGCCAAAGAGACGGUUGUCACCUCAGCAGAGGAGCUCCGGAGUGUUCUGGAGACCGGCAAUGCCCUGCGUCGCACUGGCACCACAGGGAUGAACGAUCACUCCAGUCGCUCUCACGCCAUCCUCACCCUUCAGCUCAUCCAGUGUUACCACGGCAACAACUCCUCCUCCUCACAAUCCGUCCGCUCUUCCAAACUCUGUUUAGUCGACCUCGCGGGCUCGGAGCGUGCCGGUAAAACCGGUAACACUGGAACGCGUCUCAAGGAGUCUGUUCACAUCAAUGCGGGGCUGCUCGCGCUGGGCAACGUCAUCCGCGCCCUCUCUGACCCUGGCCGGAACCGCCGGGGCAAUGGCUGCAACGGUGCGCACGUGCCGUAUCGCGAUGCCAAGAUCACCCGUCUGCUCCGUGAUUCGCUGGGAGGCAGCGCCCACACGCUGAUGGUGGCAUGCGUGAGCCCCUCUCACCAAAGCGUGGCCGAGACGCUGAGUGUCCUGCAGUUUGCAUCCAAGGCCCGUCACAUCCGUAACUGCCCUAGAGCCGCAUCUACUCAGAGAGAGGUCAAAACGUGUCCGACAACCUGGGACCCUGGUGAGGCUCGACUGAGCGAGCUCGAGUAUGAACUACAGACACUGAGAGAGCUGCUGAAAGAGAAGGAGAGAGAGAUGGAAAGGGAGAGGACAGAUGGAAGAGCUGAAGAGGGGGACAGCGUCAAAGAGCCCAUUCAGAUGAGGAUGUCUCCUCAAGACAAUACGGUGGACCAAGAGGAACCGACGCAGUACCGCCUCCUGGCACAGGAAGCUGCUGUCCUGCUUGCAGAUGUCCCCAACCCCACUUCUAGUCCUUCCUUCAGGCAGCGGCUGCAGGAUUGGCAGGAGAGGCUGACGGCUGCCAAUCGCUCAUUUCAAGCAUAUGAGAAGGACUGUUCUGAUCGACCCCACCACGACACCAUAUCGAAGCUCAGAGAAGAACUCAGCCAAUGCAAGGAGAAUCUCACCAUAGAGGAACAGCUAUUGGAGCAGAGAGAUGCAGAGAUGAGGCAGGUUCAAAAACAAGUAGAGGUACUUCUUCAAGAGAGCAAAACCCACCUUCAGGCCUUGGAGGAGGAAAAGGAACGCACUCGUAUACAGACUGAACAACUUGUGGACCAGCGGAUCCUGAUAAACCAUCUUCGCAGCGACCUGGUGACCUUUAGGGGUGCAACCUCAGGGGCAACCGUGGAAACAGGGGCCUCUGGGAAGAGAUCCCAGAGUGUCCCUCUCAUCAGCAACAGUUGUGGGCACGGACCUCCCAGGAGGAUUCACUCCAGUCCACCGGCUUAUUCACUGGAGAGGGUGAUGGCAGCCUUUAAGAUGCGCAGUCAUCUCCUGCUGGCUGAGAUUGAGGAGAAGGAGGAGGUGUACUGUCCAUUCAUAAAACAACAAGCAGAGGGCAAAGAUGGCGCUCAAGAGCAGGAAGAGGACGAGGAUGAGGACGAGAAUGAUAUCUUUGUGGGAAGAAUGGGAUUUAGGCGUUCCUUAAACCGAACAUGGAGCUGCCGGCAGAAGAAAUCAGCUGAGAAAGAAAAUGACUCUGGACUAGACGAAACAUGCAACGGAAAUCCAUCCCAUCUAUCGCAGCCUCAGCAAGCUACAGGGACCAAGGAAAACCUCGCGAAGCAAAGCCACACGAGGAAGGCGAGACUUAGAGCCAGCGUUACUCAAAGAAGGAUCCAAGAUCUGUCCGUUAACAUGCGCAUGAAGGAGGAACUCAUCAAAGAGCUUGACAAAACUGACAAGGAGACCAGAGCAGCGGACCGACACGGGAGACACCGUGAGCAUGGCAGCGGAGCCAGCGUGUUGGCGAGCCUUUCCGUGCAAAGCCAGCAGGUCCGAUCGGAGAUGUACCACAGCCUGCGGCACAUGAGACGGCAGAGGGAACAACUUCAAAGCAGCCUCGGUCAGCAAAGAGAGUCCAGCUCCAGCGAAGAACCGGACCAAAACAGGGAGCAAAAGUCAGGCGUUUUGACUGUAAGCAAACGCAAUCACCAGAAAGAGUUAAAGCAACAGCUGCAUGAUUGCGUUUGGCUGGAGGAGGAGGAGGAGCGGGUGCUUCAGAAGAGAGCAGAGCUGCAGGAGCUGGAGGAGGAGCUGAGGAGGAGAGAGGAGGUUCUUGUCCGCCGAGAGGGCUGUCUGCAGCAGAAGAGCAAACUGGAGAUCAAGAUGCUCCGCUCCAGUCAGGCUCUUAGUCAGGACCUGGUGCGUGUGUCCUUGCGGUUGGAGUCUCUGGGGGAGCAGCUGCACAGCAGCAGCAGUUUGAGGAAGUCUGGAGGAGCCACCAUGGAGGAACUGGAGAAAGAGAGGGACACGCUUGCAAAGAGGAGGGACACUCUGGACCUCCGCCUGAAGGACAACAGAGUGCUCACCGAGGAGGAGGAGCAUUGCCUGCUUCAACUGGAGGAAGCCAUUGAAGCUCUGGACGCUGCUCUGGAGUUUAAAAACCGCUCUAUCCAGGAAAAACAAAGGAAGUUGUUAAUCAAAGACUCAUCUUUGCUGCAGCCACAAAGCAGCGAACCCGCCCAACUCUGUGAUGUCAUCAGGAAGCUGAAGAGUCUCUCCCCACCUGAGGCUUCGGAGCUGCUGGUCAAAUAUUUCAACAAGGUUGUUUGUCUCCGUGAGGAGGAGCGCCGUUUGCGUUUGCGCUGUGAAGAGCUGGAGCUUCAGACGGGAGAGAAAGAGGCGCUGCUGAGGGAGAUGGAGGUCUCCAUGCAGCGCCUGGCCCUAGAUGCAGACCGCAGGCUCACCCAGCAGCACCACCAUCACCAGAACAACAUCCAGCUACUGCUGCAGAAACUUAAAGAUGGUGGUUCAGAAGAGUCACAGCAGCCCAUCAAAGACAGACUGCAGCAUCUGGAGAAAGAGCUGUUUUUCUAUAAAAGCUCCAGUAGGCAGCUUAAAAAGAAACUCAAAGAGAUCAUCGGUGACUCUCUUCACCCGGUCGCUCUGCCCUCACACACACUGGAGCACGGACACUUACGCGGUGUGCAAUCAAACCAGAGUGCAAAAGAACCCCGCACGUACAGCGAUGAGGCACACGGAAGGACACAGGUUGGAACAACGCACACAAAGAUGCACGCUGAGCACAAUCCUCAUUUGAAGAAACACGCACAUCAAACAUCCUCGUCUUCCGACCUCCAAGCACGCAAAACAACAAAGAUGCUUCAAUACGACCAGGUACACACACAGUCCCUGGGGAGAAGGGGUCACUCCGGGGACAUUUUAGAGAUGACACCAGGCCGUUUGUCUCGCAGAGAGCUGAGACAGAUCUCCUCAGCUGACCUGCAUGUCUGUAGUUCUGCCACAAGGGGGCGACAGUCUGUCGUGGAGACCAGCACUGAUUCAAUGCUAGAGGACUCCAUAGAAGUGCCCAGAAACACUGACAGAUGAUGUUGUCAUGGAACUUAUGAGUCACCUGGUAGCGGAAGUGUGUACAUCAGAUUAGUUUUGGUUGCUAGUAGACAAAGUAAAAUAUGUGUUGUGAAUAAGCAAGCUCAAAAAUGCAUUCUGUAGGACUGAAACAUCCUCUCCAAAAUACUGGUUUAUUUAAUGCAAAGAAUAAGAGGCACCUUGAACAGGUUUUGUUAAGCAUUUUUCGUUUUAAAUGACAGAACUGCUGUCAAUGUAAUCCCACAAAAUAGUAAAACCGUGGAAAAAUGACAACAGCAGAAGAAAGUGUGUGAAAUGUGGAACGGUGACCAGAUGUGAACCAGAAUGGUCUCUUGUCAUAGCACUCCUAUUUAUCCGUCUUCCACGGUGCUCACACAUUUUAAUGUAUAUUGUGUGAGAAUGAGUUGUUUAAUGCAAAAAGCAGCACUUUUUAAAUAUCAUUGUUGUUAUCUAAUGUUAUAUCACUUUGCAUUCAUCAACCUUUUGUCAAAUGUAGUCAAAUAGUGCCUUGUGAAGAGAAAUUACUUGUCUUCCACCUUUAAUUUCCAGCACUAUAUCACUUAAAAUAACCACUAGACUAGAUGCAAUGCUUUCUGCACUACAACAGUAUGUAUAUGAGUACUAUAAAACGGUAAUGUUUUUUUAAUGAAUUUGAUUUAUUUAAACAGAAACCUGUUUGAUCUGUGUGCACUUACAUUUAGUUAUAUGUUGAUUGCUGUGUAAAUUAUUUUUACAAGUGUGACUGUUCAACCCUGUGCAUUAAACUUUCUCAUAUGCAUAUCUCA